Molecule: messenger RNA, 3289 nt
Organism: Mercenaria mercenaria
Lineage: Eukaryota; Metazoa; Mollusca; Bivalvia; Venerida; Veneridae
Product: galactose-3-O-sulfotransferase 2-like
Exons: 4
Coding region: 1775-2860 (361 amino acids)
Biological process (GO): glycolipid biosynthetic process
Cellular component (GO): membrane
Molecular function (GO): galactosylceramide sulfotransferase activity
Source: RefSeq, a predicted model, not a curated record
AACAAGGCUGUAGACGAGGAGACCCAGUAUCGCCUUACAUUUUUAUCCUUUGUGCUGAAAGCAUUAAAAUAAAACAAUGUAAAGAUAUCUCAGGUAUUAAAAUAAAUGGAGAGGAAUACGGUUGUAUGUCAUUUUACAAUUUGCUGAAGACACCGCCCUCCUUUUAGAUGGCUCAGAUAAGUCUUUAAAAACUGUUUUGAAUCUGCUAAAUCAUUUCGCUUUAAUAUACGGCCUAAAAGUUAAUUUUGACAAUAGUACAAGGUCGAUCAAAACGAAAUGGAAUUUUUCCUCGGGAGAUACACAGUUUAAACUAUUGGGUAUCAAAUUUGAUGUUGAUUUAAAUAAAAUGAUUGCACUGAACUUUCAGAAAAAAGAUAACAAGUAUAGAGAACAGCAUUCUUAUUGAAAGAGAGGAAACACAAUUAUUAAGGCUUUACUAUUGCCUAUACUUACUCAUUUAUUCACAAGUUUACUCUCACCUUCAAAACAAUUUGUAAAAUAUCUUAUCGAUAUUUUCUAUAACUUUGUAUGGGAUGGUAAAGCAAAAAGAAAGGCAGUGCUUUUAUCAACGAUUAUACGGAGGGAGUCUUAAAAAUGGUAGAUGUAGACAGUUAAUUCUUUGAAUAUAAGAUGGCCAAUGGACAAUGGCUCACCGACCCCCAGGAAGCGAGAUGGACGGGGAUAAUAAAUGGGGUUACCCGAUUAGGGUCCGAAACUAAAAAAAUCGUCUAUAGAAGACUGUUCAAGGAAAAUAGAACGUAAAUUCAAAGGAUGAUGACACAAAUUCUACGGAGGUAUUUUCUUGAAUCAUAUGAAGAGAGAUGGCUUAAUACAACAUUAAUUUUCAAUCUCACAAUAACCAGCAAUAAAAUAUUUUAUUGCCUUAAGUAUAUACGUUAUAAUGUUAUGACUAUAACCCUUUUUAUGUCCCUUACAUAUAGCAAACUGCAGUUUGAGUUUACACGAGGGACACAAUUUCCUUCCAUUGCAGUUUCAUAAAUUUUAUUUGUAAUAGUAUGACUGGAAAAUCAUCAAACUAUUUAUAAAGUUAUAAAGUUAAUUCCGUUGAACAUCGUAAAUUCAACUCACACGCAGGUAGUUAUUUAUGACAGGACAUUUAAAGCUAAGGUCAAAGAUGUGUAAAAUGUGUAAAACAGACAAUUUAAAUAAAUUCUGCCUCCCUAUAAUUGUUGGCAAAGCAAGCAGUUACUUCAAAGUAAAAAGCGCAUUUAAACUUUAAUCUUAUAUUUUUUUUUUGCGUUAAGUAAUAAAUUUGUGGAGUUUAACAGUUUCUCAUAAUGUAUAUGAAACGAUUAAGGAUUUUUCAAUUUUAUCGUUGUUUUCUCGUUGCGCAGGCGCAACAAGCUUUCGUUUCACUGUUCUCAUUAAACAGUGCACAUACGUAACUGGAUAUCAUAUAAACUGCAUCGCUGCAUAAUUACUGUUCAAUUUUAUCAAAUUGUAUUGCGUCUUCACCAGCGUAUAACUUAGAAUGGUUAUCUCUUUCAUCUUUAUUAACUGAACAAAAUUUAUUAAGCAGACUUUGUCCUGUGAUCCAUCUUUUAGCCGAAGGCGGGAUUAUCUAUUAAUUGUGCAUUUGCAAGAAGGUAGUAUACUAUACUACCUCCAUGGUAUUUGAUAUGCGCUGCUAUGCCAUUUGAUGUAAAAAAAUAAUGUAUUAUUACUAAAUUAUGUGGUGAAUAAAAUAUCUGCUCAAAGAAAAGAAAAACGUGUUGUGUUGUAAAACUGGGAUUUUCAUACAAAAGCGAUUGAAAUGAGAACAACUACAAGGAACAACAAAUUUAUUGGAAUUAUUCUGCUACCUGCGUUAGCAACAUGUUGUUUAUGGACAUUUUCAACUACAGUUUCGACAGAGAUAUCGGUAAAAAAUACAUUCAACGGCAAUAAACCUGGAAAUGAAUCAAUUAAACAGGGAGAUAAAAUACAAAGAAUUGCUUACUUAAAAGUGCCUAAGACAGGUUCAACCACACUUGCAUGCAUGUUCAUCAGGUUUGGAAUUAGGAAUAAUCUUUCAGUGUUUCUCUCAAAGAAAAGUAGUGUAAGUGAAUCUAAACAAAAACUUUUAUUAAAACAAGAAAAACAGUUCGACAUUUUUGCUACACACACAUUGUAUAAUUAUACCUUUUUCACUCAUAUCGUCAGAAAUCCUUCGAUAAUCGGAAGCGUUGGAGAACCAGGCCAGAUGAUUAUCAGCAAUGCUUUCUUGGCGUAUAGAUACACGACAAUAAAUAAGGAUGACGGGAUUUCUUCACAGAAAUUUAUCGAUGAAAUAGUAAGCAAUACGUCAAAUUAUCAACUUCACAAGGUAAUGUCCAGAUACUUUGGGAUUAGUGAAGUAAAGAACUAUCGUCAUAUGCAAAAAAUCUUAGCUACAUUGAACUCAGAAUUUUCAUUAGUACUUGUUAUUGAAAGGUUCAACGAAUCUCUUAUUCUUUUAAAACGACUUCUUAACUGGUCAUUUGCUGAUAUAACUUACUCAACGAAAAUGUUGAAUCAUCACGGCAAAGUGUUUCUUAACAACUUCCAGAUAGAUCACCUUAGAACUACAAACUCGUUGGAAUAUAAAAUUUAUGAAUAUUUUUUAAAUGAGCUUAAUAGAAAGAUAAAAAACGCAAUUAACAACUUCUGGGGAGAAGUUCGUUAUUUCGAACACAUUUUAAAUGAAAUACAUUCUUUUUGCCAAAACCCGUCUAAUAACAAUAACGCAUACGUUUUCCCUCCGUCGAGAUGGGGUGCAGGUUUUUCAAUUAACCUGGAAGAAUGCUUUAUGAUUUUUAACAUAGAUGAUAUAAGAUUUAAACAGCAAUCGAAAAUAUUUGGCAUUGACUUAAUUGAAUAGCUAUUUAAUCUGAUAAAUAUUUGGGUAACUAAAUAUCGAAUUACCUCUCUAUAGUGGCCCUCUAUUAAGCAAAAAACUCUCUUUAACAACAUCACCCAAAUUUCACAAAGUUGAAAUAUACUUUCGAAUUUACAUCUCCAGAGCAACAGCCUCUACAUAACAGUCAAUAUUUGUAUCUCCCAAAGAGUGUUGCUCUACAAAGGUUGCACUGUAUAAACACUGUACAUCCUGUGUAAUACAUUUAUUAUAGAAAUGGACUCUGUGGUAGAAUAGGGGAGAAUUAAAAAGUUUUGAAAAAAAAAUUACAUCCUGGCUUUUAGCCAACCUUUUUUAAUGUAUAUAUUUAUUUUAUAUAAUAUCAUUUGGCAGAAAGCUGUUGAAACACUGAGUUUUAUGAAUGUCUUUCUUUACAUAUGUAAACGGUUGUUC